AUGCAGUUUGUGGACCUGGCCGGGACCGGGGCGGCAUCCCUGGCUCAUAAAUCAAUGAAUUCAUUACUCCCUGGACUGCCGAAACAGCGGAAGAUUAAGAAGUUUACGAUGACCAAAUAUACAAUCUAUGAGACGAGUAAGAGGAUGUAUAUUGUAGGAAGCAACAAGCGUGAGACUAUGUUUCGGAUCCUUGAAAUCGACCUCACGAAGCCGAAGGAUGUGUUGCUUGUAGUGGAAGACAACGUCUUCUUCACGCGAGGCGACGUGAUGAAGAUCCUGCGGAAUAUUGAGGAGUCCGAGAAAGACGGCCUGAACAAGAAACUGACCGGGCACGGGCUUCUGGGGUUUAUACGAUUCACGGACUGCUACUACCUGGUGGUUGUGACCAACGUGAGCCAUGUGGCGGUAUUGGGUGGGCACUCGAUAUACCACAUCGACGACACGCAGCUGGUACCCAUAUCAACCUCUUACAAGAAACCCGAUGCGACAGAAGCGAGGUUUUUGGCUACAUUCCAAAACCUUGAUCUUUCACGCACAUUUUACUUCAGUUACACAUACGACGUGACCAACACAUUGCAGACAAACAUGCUACGCAGGAAGCUCGAAGGAGUGGGCAGAGAGGAUAUCGUAGUGCCAUCUGGGAUUCCGGAAUACAAUGAGAUGUUCUUGUGGAACACGCAUUUGCUGGAUGAAGUGAUUUCCUGCAUUGACACCGUCUAUGACUGGUUCCAGCCAAUAAUACAUGGCUUCAUAGACCAGGUGAACGUAUCCCUUGGGGGGAAGAGCAUAUUUGUGACACUGAUAGCAAGAAGGUCUCACCAUUUUGCCGGCGCUCGGUUCCUGAAACGUGGAGUCAGCAACCAUGGGUAUGUCGCGAAUGAGGUUGAAACAGAGCAGAUUGUAUCCGACAUGGUUCUCACCUCUUUUCACGCACCCGGCAACAUGUAUUACGAUAAUGACCGAUAUACUUCGUUUGUGCAGCACCGGGGAUCCAUCCCCCUUUUCUGGUCUCAGGAAGCCUCCAACUUGACCGCGAAGCCUCCAAUCGAGAUAAACGUAAUGGAUCCAUUUUACAGCGCUGCUGCGAAACAUUUUGAUAGCCUAUUCCAGCGAUACGGAGGGGGGCCGAUUCAGAUUCUGAAUUUGGUCAAAACCAAGGAGAAGAACCCUAGAGAAACAAAGCUACUGGUAGAAUUCGAGAAUUGCGUUAACUACCUGAACCACUUUUUACCGCAGGAUAAGAAGCUACAGUACACUUCCUGGGAUAUGAGCAGGGCCUCAAAAUCCCAUGGACAAGUUGUCAUUGAGUUUCUGGAAAGAUACGCGAGUCAAUCUCUGGAAACAACCGGCAUAUUUCACAAUGGACGCAACUUUGAGACUACCAGGACACAAGAGGGGGUGUGCCGGACAAAUUGCAUUGACUGUUUAGAUAGGACGAACGCUGCCCAGUUUGUGAUUGGAAAGCGCGCGCUGGGUGUUCAGCUUCACGCAUUGGGUAUCAUUGACAAUACUUACCUUGAGUACGAUUCAGAUAUUAUCGAUAUACUGACAGAGCUAUUUCAUGACCAUGGCGAUACAAUAGCUCUGCAAUACGGUGGUUCUCAUCUAGUUAAUACGAUGGAGACGUACCGCAAGAUUAACCAAUGGCGCUCUCAUUCCAGGGAUCUGAUAGAGAGCAUCAAGCGGUUCUACAGUAAUUCUUUUGUAGACGCUCAGCGUCAAGAAGCAACAAAUUUGUUUCUGGGACACUAUGUAUACCAGGAGGGACAGCCCAUGUUGUGGGAUAUGAAUACUGAUUUCUACCUGCACAACGUCUACAACAUUGGAGAGCCUAAACGGAGCUAUACCCAUUGGUGGAACGAGUUCCACAUACAGAGUAUUAGGGGGAUAAUUAAAACGGAAAUUGUGGACAGUCACAAUGAUAUUACCAAAGAAAAGUUGGCUAUGAAUGUUCGCGGAUAUCCUUCCUCGUAUGACAACUAUUGGAACGAGUACUAUAUGCCUCGUUUGCUAGUAUCGUUUCAAGAUCUCUUCGCUUACAAUAUGAACUCCACUAGACGCUACCACGAGGAAGAGAAGCAAAAGGAUCGUCUGCUUUCACCAUUUGUGUCGAAGAAACAAAGUUCACUUAACACCAAGCUAAGAGCCAUAACAACCAAGAACGCAAGUGCUAAACAAAAACCUGCAGAUAACUCUAAAAAGAAGCGCAACCAAGAGGACGAAUUUGACUUGUGUAAGUUGGAACUUUCCAAAGUGCUAACCAGGGCAAGGGGACUGGAAAAAAAGCUGGAUUCAGCGAUCCUCGACUUCAAUGGAACAGGUGGCCCUGAUGCUACAAGUAGCAGUGGCUACAUUUAUGACAAUUAUUUACCCCAUAGCGCGUGCUCGCCGGCUUUCUCCUCUACCCUGUCUGUCCACAACACCGACAGAGAAAUAUAUGAAAGAAGCGUCCGUAUGGACGCAUACACUCUUCUUGACGACUAUAAAACCUACUUUGAUACCCCCAUUUCUCUGAACUGUGACCAGCGCGCUCUUUAUGAAAGAACCUACCGGUACUUUGAACCCUUUUCAAAACUUUGA
Molecule: messenger RNA, 2580 nt
Organism: Eremothecium gossypii ATCC 10895
Lineage: Eukaryota; Fungi; Ascomycota; Saccharomycetes; Saccharomycetales; Saccharomycetaceae
Gene: FIG4
Product: phosphatidylinositol-3,5-bisphosphate 5-phosphatase
Exons: 1
Coding region: 1-2580 (859 amino acids)
Biological process (GO): phosphatidylinositol dephosphorylation
Cellular component (GO): intracellular membrane-bounded organelle
Molecular function (GO): phosphatidylinositol-3,5-bisphosphate 5-phosphatase activity
Source: RefSeq, marked provisional